Bufo bufo (common toad) is the source of this 1377-nucleotide messenger RNA. RefSeq lists its product as uncharacterized. The transcript is spliced from 3 exons. The record is from RefSeq and is a predicted model, not a curated record. Bases 78 to 1280 code for a protein of 400 amino acids. Lineage: Eukaryota; Metazoa; Chordata; Amphibia; Anura; Bufonidae.
CGUGCAAAAGGCACGGACUGUAACGUCUAAUAAGACGUUAUGUGACCAAGCAAACAAAAGAAGUUGAUAUUGCCCGGAUGGCUUUGUCUAUGUCACCCACCCAUAGGGUGCUCCUGGCAUGGCUUUUAAGUAGAAUGUUAAGGAGACAGCGAGCCAUUGAGGAGGAGCCGAGGACCCCCAGACUUCAGGUGUAUCCUAAUGUGUCCCCGAGGGGUCACCUUGCUACCCUCUACCAGGACCUCAGACGACAUCCUGAGAAGUUCUCCCAAUUCUGUAGGGUUUCGAUCCAAACGUUUGACAAGCUUCUGGAGGAGUUGCGCUCAGGUCUGACCAUGCAGGAUACGAAUUCUAGGCAUAGCAUACUGCCUGAGGAGCUGCUGUUGAUCACCCUGCGAUUCCUGGCGACCGGCAAUUCUUUUGAGUCACUUCAUGUAGAAUUUUUACUCAGCAAAUUCACCAUUGCGGGAAUAGUUAGAGCAACAUGCGACCUCAUUUGGGAGAGACUGCGACCCACCGUAAUGCCCACCCCUACCGCGGAGACUUGGCUGGACAUCGCUUCCCAUUUUGAAGUAACCACGCAAUUUCCUAACUGUGUGGGGGCCUUAGGCGGGAAGCACAUUCGGGUCAGGAUGCCGCCAAAAAAAGGGUCCAGGCCCUACAGCCUUAAGAAAUACUUUUCGGUGGUAUUGCUGGCAUUGGCCGACAGUCGAUACCAUUUUGUAGCUGUACAUACCGUGGCUGAUGCGAGCCAAGCAGACCCUAGGGUCUUAAGAGCAACUCGAGCGGGACAACAGAUUCUGACAUCUCAGUUGUCCCUGCCCAACCCUAGACCUCUUCCUGGAUCUACAGGAUCUCCGCUGCCCUUUGUCAUCGUGGCAGAUGAGGCUUUUGCAGUGACCACCAAUGUGCUGAAGCCAUUCCCUAAGCGAGGACUGGACGCUAGGAGACGUAUCUACAAUAAUAGACUCUCCCGGGCACAACACUAUGUUCAGUGUGCAUUUGGCAUCCUCGGCAGCAAGUGGAGGGUGCUCCUGAGGGCAUUACAGCUGGAUGUUGACCUGGUAGAAUCGCUCAUAAAGGCAUGCUGUAUUCUACAUAAUUAUCUGCAUGUCCACGAGGCUGCUGAUGUUGAGGAGAGCACGCCCGUCAUAGAGAGAGCCAGCGACUGUUUUCAUGAAAUGCCCGAUGUGUCUGCGCCCCAGGUCAGGGACAUGUUUGCCGAUUACUUCAUGUCGCCUGAGGGCGCCGUUCCCUGGCAGCUUUCAUCCGGUGGGCAGUGAACUGGGGGUGUUACGGAUUUAACUUCUGUGUUGUGAUCUGUGUGUUUUUUAUUUUAAAAAAAAGUUCUUAAUUUAAGUUUUGUUGAAUAAAAUAUGG